Olea europaea var. sylvestris is the source of this 1172-nucleotide messenger RNA. Its product is annotated as protein CREG1-like. NCBI's taxonomy places the organism in Eukaryota, Viridiplantae, Streptophyta, Magnoliopsida, Lamiales, Oleaceae. The coding region runs from base 136 to 726 and encodes 196 amino acids. The record is from RefSeq and is a predicted model, not a curated record. The transcript is spliced from 6 exons.
GUCAACAGCAGUUCAUCUUCAUCUCCUUCUCCGUUCAUUACAGAAAGUAGAUAACAAUAAUGAAAGUUAAAGGAUUAAUUAUUAACUUUUUACAUGCAUCAUUCCUUGUUUUGGGGAUUUUUCAAGCAUCCGUAAAUGGCCGCCCGUUGUUGCUGUCGCUCGACCGGCCGCGGCCGGAUGAUGCCGCUGACUUUGCUCGGUGGUUGGUCUGCCAGAAUUCAUGGGGCGUCCUCAGGACAUCGGUUUUGUUUCAGCACUAUCUCAAACGACUGGGGAGGUGCACCUUUCGGGAACGUAGUUUCAUUUAGUGAUGGUAUACCCGAUGAAGGCAAAGGUAUUCCAUACUUCUAUCUAACGGCCCUUGAUCCAACUGCAAGCAAUGCAUUGAAAGACCAGAGAUCUUCCUUAACGUUAAGUGAAUAUAAUCUUGGAACUUGUGGGAAGAAAGAUCCCGAGAACCCAACUUGCGCAAAAAUUACACUCAUUGGAAAGUUAAAAUUACUUGAUGGAGAUUCUGAGGAAACUGAAUUUGCUCGAACUGCAUUAUUCUCGAAGCACUCUGAGAUGAAAGGAUGGCCUAAGAGUCACAAGUUCCAGAUCUUCAAAUUAGAUAUUGAAGAUAUAUUUUUGAUUAAUUGGUAUGGCGGUCCAAAGCCUCUCACGGUAGAUCAGUACCUCCACACCAAAAUGAAUGAACUUAUAUUCAAUGCGGAUACAAGUUCCUGACUACGGUUCCUCCAUUGUGUUCCGCGUCGUAAUCAAGGAAGAAUUCGACCUUUCCCUUCGUUCGUAUAAAUAUCGUGUAAAAUACAGUCAUACUCCAGCAGCAAAAUCUUUGGUGGGAAGAACAGUAUAUAAAUAAAUAGUAAUUAAGAAACCUCUCUUAGAACUCAUAUUCCGUUCAGUCGCUCGUGUUUAUAUGGGGAAAUGUGGAGCUGAUAAGAAAUUGUUUUGAUGAUUGUAAAUUCAUGCUUCUGUUGUUCGACAGUAUCUCAAGAAUCAGUGAAAUGCCUCUGAACUGUAAAACCAAAAUCAAUCUGGGAUUGGUUUAACUGAUUUUUGUUUGCUUUGAUCACGUAUGUAGUGCCAAUGGCAAUGCCAUCUCUUCAUUGCAAUUUGUAAAAAGAAUGGUUGACUUUAUCAAGUUUGUUAUCGAUUUUAUCGUUUUAUUA